Cololabis saira (Pacific saury) is the source of this 4415-nucleotide messenger RNA. RefSeq names its product UBX domain protein 6 (gene ubxn6). Bases 94 to 1407 code for a protein of 437 amino acids. The record is from RefSeq and is a predicted model, not a curated record. Gene Ontology annotation, molecular function: protein binding. NCBI's taxonomy places the organism in Eukaryota, Metazoa, Chordata, Actinopteri, Beloniformes, Belonidae. The transcript has 11 exons. Gene Ontology annotation, cellular component: cytoplasm.
GUGUUUUGGUUCUCCUCCUCCUAGCUAAGUACAGCUGGCUGUUCCUCAUCUGUUUGGUUUUUUCUAGAGUUUUUCCACCGACACCGAAAUAAAAUGAAGAAGUUUUUUGAAGAUAUUAAAAAGGACAUCAAGUUUAAAGGAGCGGGGCCCGGGAAGAAGCUAACGGAAGAGAGCAGCCACCACGAGGUGGUGCAGAGCAGCUCCAGCAAACAGAACCGCCGCCCUCCCAGCCAGGGGGCCCAGAUGGCCGGGGCUGCAGCCCUGGCCCGGAUCGAGCAGCAGCCCCGGCCCAAGGUGCACACCUCCCAGGACGCCAUCAGGAACCAGGUUAAAAAAGAACUGGAGGCUGAAGCAGCUGCACUGGCUGGAAAGGAUAAUGCAGCAACAGCUGAGGGAUCCAAAGUGCCAGUGAAAGAUCGUGCCUGCCUCUCUGUGUCAGGUGUGUAUUUCACUUGUCCACUUACUGGAGCCACGCUGACCAAGAGUGAGAGGGAAGCACACAUUAAAGAGGCCAUUUUAAUGCGGUUUGAGGAGGAUGCAGUUGAGGCUUCUGUUAUGAUGAUGCACACAUUUAACAAAGACAGAGAGAAAGUGAAGGUUGCUGUGGACAUAAUUAGCAAGUAUGUAGAUAAUAUAUGUAAAAACCCCACGGAGGAGAAAUACAGGAAGAUUAAACUCAGCAACAAGGUGUUCCAGGAGAAAGUACGUCCGGUGGACGGCAGUCGAGAGUUCCUGCAGGCUUUGGGUUUCAUAAGUGUUAUGUUUCCUGUAGAGGGUCAGGAGGAGGAAGAAGAGUUCCUGGUGUUACCAGAACCAAGUUCUGAUGACCUGGAGCUCAUGAAGGAGCAGAGAGAUCGUCUUCUGAGAGGAGAGCCGGUCAGAGCUCAGCUGGACAGGCAGCCUCAAGCUUUCAGACCCUCUCCUAAUGCACAGCGCUUCGAGCUGCCACCAGAAUUUUACAACCUGUCAGCAGAGGAGCUGAAGAAGGAGCAACUGCAGAGAAGUGAUUUGGUGGAGAAGAACGCCAUGCUGCGCACUAAAGCCAUGAGGGAGAAAGAGGAACAGAGGGAGAGAAGAAAAUACAACUACACUCUGCUCAGGGUCCGACUCCCUGAUGGUAACUUGCUGCAAGGUAUGUUUUAUGCCUGGGACCGACUGCCGUUGUUCUUCUCGUUCGUGCGGGAGUCCCUGGUGGACGGCUGGCAGCCCUUUGAACUCAUCGCUCCAGGAGGUCAAAAGCUUCAGGAGUCGGAAGAAGCCACUCUUGUAGAGUGUAACCUGGUCCCUGCUGCCCUGAUCACGUUCAGCUGGGAUGCGGCUGUGCAGGCUGAUAUCGCCGCUGCAGGUGGAAAGAGCCCCGCCCUCCUCAAGCCAGAGAUGCUGGAAAACAUCCGGUCGCUGAGCUGAGCGGAGCUCAGAGGACGCGCUCGUGUCCCUGAACUCUCCCUCCCUUGCACUGGCAGGGUGAAAUCUGUCCCUUGUAUAAUGACACAUUUAUUUUUACAAAUUCUAACUUAGGUUAGAAAUAGCAAAUGGUAAUAGGCAAUGCACUUGUUUUGCUGAGCACAUGCAUUCUUGUCCAUGUGGGGUUAGGGUCACUGCAGCUGCCGCAGCAGCUCAUUGUGUUGAAGGAAGCCGUACUAACAGAUGAAAGGACGAGCUAAGGGACGCGUAUGUGUUUUUGUGAGGUCAUGGAUAUAAAAACUGUGUAGUAAACAGACUGUGGCAGCAGGUGUUGUGUUUGAGCUAACAGUCCGGAGCUUAGUUAAUGUGGCUUGUGGACACCCUGUUACCCUGUAACUUCCUGCCCUUUGUUUCUAGUUGCUUUUUAAAAGUUGCUACGUGGCUUUAUGAAAGGCUUGAAGUAAACUCAAUGUUCAAGGUGAGCUCAGUGUUUUAGCCCGUUAAGUUCUGGCGGUGUGAUUUACUGUAAACAUAGCCACGCCCCCUCCGCUGGUUCGUCCUCUGCGCUGCAGUAGUUUUGCCCUUGUUAGUGUCAUACGGCAGAUUUUUAUCUGUUUUGUGGCUGCUUCAAAACACAAAUCCCUUUUUCUGUAUAACAUGAAACAGAGGUGAAUAUCUUUCAUAAUGGAUACAAUUCCAGUUCUUGAAGGUUUGAUGAGAAUGUCAGUCAUGUACGAAUGUAAUGGCAGCACAAAACCAAGUAUUAUACUGUAUUUCAACAGCUGGAAGCACUUUGAAGGACGAUUCGAAACCUUAUGAACAGCUUCAGGUGUAAAGCGUGCCCUACAUGUAAACCUCCAGCAUUGCUUUGUCUACCUAAGUGAUUUAUUCUUUAGUUAUUGAAGAAUGUCAGUAAGCCUCAAACAACCAAUUUGCUCUGGCAUGUGUGUAAUGAAGUAAAUUUCCGUUGUUGAAACUGGCAGCAUGAACGUCUCGUGUUGGACAUUGUGGCUUUAAUUAUUGAGUCUUGUUUUUGUUUGUGUCAUCAUACUUUUCCGCAAGAUUAAAAAAAAAAGUAAAUUUCAAAGAUUUGGGAGGAUUUUCACAUGAACUUAAUUUUCCAAAUAUUUUUUUAACACAUUGUGUGGUUAAAAGAAAACAACACAUUUGCUAAACGUUUUAAAGAGCCUGUUUUGGAGGUACAGUAUACAUGACAAGGUAACAUUUUAACAAAAUGCUACAGCAGCAAUGUCUUCUGUGGGAGAAAACAACACUUUGGUGGGAACCCUUUAAUACUGCACUUUUAUGUGCGGACAAAAAAACGUAAUUGCACUUUAAACCAAAAAUGUAAACGUUGACAUGGUGAACAGCGAGCAAUGACCUCAUCGGUAACGGUAUUUAGGGGUUUGGUUUAGUUAUUGUUUUUGUUGAAGUUAAAUUAAGUGAAAUGGGGAAAAACUGUCAUUCCAUGAUCUCGGUUCGAGACAUCACUCACUGAACAAAAAAAUUGUUAAAAAUUAGUAUCAUUGUGUUUUAACACGAGGAAUAAGAGUGAUACUGUGUAUAAAAAUUGGCUGAAUUAUAUAUGGGGAUGAGUUAAAGAUUACCCCAGUAACCAUACACUCCUUCAAACUCUAUCAAUAAAGGUUAAUACAUUAAUUUUGUUGUACAUAUGGUAAAUAUGUUAGUGCAAAUUAUUUGUUUUUGUUAUUGGUUCAGGCAACAACUACCUCUCAUGAUUAGACUAGGUAGAAAUUAAUAUAUAGAGGGGACUAUUAAUGUUCUGAGCACCAUUUAUACAUGUUUUAAGUAUAAUGAUGAACACAGCAGGAUUGUUUCCAUGUCAGUCAAAAAUUCAGUUUUAAUGGGUGACUAAGGUCGGUGACUUUGACACUUCACUCCAUUGUUGGUAGUUUUUUUCUCUUAUUUUUCCCCACUUCAGUGCAUUGAUCUUGAUUACUGACACAACAAACUUCAAAGGUUCAGAGUGCAUUACUGGUUAAAGGUGGUCAUCUCCUUAAGAGAUGCACUCCGCCCUCGCCACCACCUCGCUCUGACGACAAGAAAAGGAGCAGACCGUUGUAUGCAAACUUGGAAGGGAAUUAGAUCUUUAAAAAGAAAUCAAAUGUUAUUGCUGCAAAUUAUUUCAAUCUCCUAAUUUUAAUAAGUAUUGCAUCAAACACACAUUGUAACAUCGGUCAGUGAAGACAGGAGUUGAAGCCACGUUUUUGUGCAAGUUCAAGACCAAAUCCGUGGUAAGAAAUAUUUCUGCAGUCUUUGUCGUCCCCCUCCCCAGACAGGUCAUGAGAUGCCAUUAAUCUUUCGAGCAGAAUUCUAACCUAAUACAAUUAUUAAGCAGUCGUGAUCUUAAUAUAAUGUUCAGUCGUGUUCUCUUUUCAACCUGCUUGUAAUAAAGAUUGCUGGCACUUUAUUUUUUUUCUUUAAUAAACAAAAAUAUAACAAAAGUGUCUUAAUGUUAUUUCUUUUGGGGGGGGGUUAAGAGUAAUUUUUAAUCAACCAAAUUUUUUGACAGAUCAGAUUAAAAGAACCUUUUAAAUCACUUAAAAUUUCAUCUUAAAACAGUAAAUCAGGUAUUUUAUUCUGGUUGCUAGUCAGGGGGUAAUAUUGUAAGGGUUAAUGUAUAAAUAAAAAUUAUGUGGAUUAGUUCGAUUGUAAAUUUUAAACUUGAAUAUUUUACUUGAAUCACACUGUAGCAUCCAUUCAUGAAUCAUUUUGGGGGCAGCUUCAAAGUGUUUGCUAGUCAAGGAAAUGUUUUCUUCCCACAAAAAUUGUGUUGAAAUAGCUGCCACUAUAUAACCCGAUUAAGAUCUCCCUGAAUAAUCAAUAAAAAUCCAACAUACAAAGUCAAAUUAAUGAGUUUUUAUUGAUUUGAUAUGGUUUUAAGAAAUGUUAAUUCAGCUUCAUGAUCAUUUUGGAGGCUUUAUUUUCUGGUGCUGCAGUGGUUCACUGAAUCUCCUGUCUUGUUUCAGUGCAAUGAAUGAAUAAAUGGA